AUGGACAAGUCUUGGCCCAAGUUACGUCGAACCGGCCUAAUGAAAUAAUUUAAGGGUCAGAAUCCGACCUGGAAAAGUAACCCGACGUAGAAUCCCGCCUAAAAGAAUGCAGACAUACCCCAUUACGUUUCCCAAACGACGACUUUGCAUCAUUAUGUCUCCUUGAAAAUAGAUAAGCCGUCGAAUCGUGGGUAGAUUGGCUCCCCUUUUCAUUGCUUGGGACAAACCAGAACUCCUCAGUCUGUUUGACUUCGCAACCCUUUGCCCCAAAUACAAAAUUUCCAGAGCCUUGAUAUUAUUGCCAGAACAUUUUUUCCCAGUGUUAUCACCGUCGAAGAAGCGACUGCUGCUAUCUGGAGGAAGCCGUGUCGAGAGCAUCAUCCAAGUGUCAGCAACUCCUUUACUUGCCCCAGCAUCUUCGUCAAGUAACAAUUCGACAGACGUAAUUAGUGGGAAUCUAGAAUGCAGCUUUUAAUUUGACGGUCUCACAACACAAAGGCCAUGUCAAAGUCAACUGGUCAAGCAAUGUGACCUGGCCCUUUGGGCAUUAAAUUUUUGGCCUAACUGGAUGAUAUUGAGUUAUUAUGGAGGGCAAAUACUGCUAUAUAUACCUCCAGCUACCAACGUACAUUGUUCAUGUUGAGUCACCUGAUCAAUUUAUUGAUCACACUGAUCAGGUUUCUACUGCUGCAAGUAGUAGUACUUCAAUCUCCAAUGACGAUCUUGAUAGAUGGUACCAUUCUUUUCUACCAUCUACCAUUGCAAGUUCAAAUGCUGAAGUUCCAAAGAUGGUUUAUUGUUAUCACAAUGUUUUCAGAGGAUUUGCAGCUCAAUUAUCACCUGAGGAUGUCAAAUCUUUGGAAAAGAAGCCUGGAUUUGUAUCUGCCCAACGAGAAAAAAUGUUGUCUCUUCACACAACGCAUACUCCAAAUUUCUUGGGGCUGACUCAAAACUCAGGAUUUUGGAGUGAGUCCAAUUAUGGUAAAGGUGUCAUCAUUGGAGUUGUGGACACUGGAAUUUUUCCGGACCACCCUUCGUUUAGCGAUGAAGGCGUGCCGCCACCACCUGCUAAAUGGAAGGGAAAAUGCGAAUUCAACACGUCGGUAUGCAACAAGAAGCUGAUCGGAGCAAGGCAUUUCCGCAAUGGGAAUGGCACCCCGAUGGAUGAGAACGGCCACGGUACUCAUACGGCAGGGACGGCCGCAGGGAACUUUGUGAAAGGUGCCAAUGUGUUUGGAAACGCUAAUGGCACGGCCGUUGGCAUCGCGCCUCUUGCUCACUUGGCAAUCUACAAAGUAUGUUUCGGUAGAAGCAGCGCUUGCUCCGACAGUGAUAUACUGAAAGCCAUGGAUGUCGCGAUCGAUGAUGGAGUCGACAUUCUAUCCCUCUCCCUUGGUGGAAGUUCAUUAGCCUUCCAUUCUGACAACAUUGCACUUGGUGCAUUCAGUGCAAUGGAAAAGGGCAUUUUUGUGAGUUGCUCUGCUGGAAAUCAAGGUCCUUAUAGCUCCAGCUUAUCAAAUGAAGCUCCAUGGAUUCUCACCGUUGGCGCAAGCACGCUUGAUCGGAAAAUCAGGGCAACUGCAGUGCUUGGGAACAAGAUGGAACUUGAUGGAGAAUCCCUUUAUCAGCCUAAAACUUUUCUCCCUACUCAACAUCCAUUGUUUUAUCCUGGCUUGAACCAGACUGAUUUCGACACCAAUCGAUACUGCAGCGAAGAAUUGGUUAAUCUUACAGAAGUAAAAGGCAAAAUUGUAGUCUGUGAAACUGGUGCCUGGUCACCAGUUCAGAAAGGCCAAAAUGUCAAGGCUGCUGGUGGUGUCGGAAUGAUUCUGAUCAAUAAAGAAGAACAAGGGUUCACGACACACGCCGAUGCUCAUGUUCUUCCGGCAACACAUCUAACUUAUGCAGAUAGAGUUAAAUUGAUUGCUUACAUGGAAUCAACUACGAAACCAACUGCUGCAAUAUCAUUCAAAGGAACCAUAAUUGGAGAUCCUCUGGCUCCUCAAGUGGCAGCAUUUUCUUCCAGGGGUCCAAACUAUGCGAGCCGGGGAAUCCUGAAGCCUGAUAUCAUUGGCCCUGGUGUAAACAUUCUUGCAGCUUGGCAUCUUUCAAUCGAAAACCGAACAAACACAAAAUCCAACUUCAAUGCAAUCUCUGGCACAUCAAUGUCCUGCCCUCACCUCAGUGGUGUUGCUGCAUUGAUCAAAAGCGCGCAUCCCGAUUGGUCUCCUGCUGCGAUUAAAUCAGCAAUUAUGACUACAGCUGAUCUGGUGAACCUUGGAAAGAAUCCAAUUGAGAACGAAAAGCAACUUCGAGCUGACAUUUUCGCCAUCGGCUCAGGCCAUGUCAAUCCAACCAGAGCAAAUCAUCCAGGGCUGAUAUAUGAUAUCGCCCCGAAAGAUUACAUCUCUUAUCUGUGUGGUCUGAAUUACACAGAUAGACAACUUGGCAGGUUCUUACAACGCAAGCAAACUUGCAAAGCGAGCAUACCGGAAGCACAACUGAAUUAUCCGUCGUUCUCAAUUGAAUUCGGAUCAGAAGUUCAGAAGUACACGAGGACAGUCACAAAUGUCGGUGAGGCUAAUUCAGUUUACACUGUGAAGGUUGUUCAACCACCUGGGAUUAAGGUCACAAUCAAACCACAGAAACUCAGUUUCUCGAAGGUGAAUCAGAAGUUGACUUAUGAAGUUACAUUUGAGCUAGUGAAAUUCCCGCUUGAUGUUAUAGUUUCGCAAGGAUCUAUAACAUGGAGUUCACAGAAAUACUCAGCAAGGAUCCCAAUUGCAGCUAUGUUGAGCUUCAUUACAUCAAGUUGA
Molecule: messenger RNA, 2816 nt
Organism: Oldenlandia corymbosa var. corymbosa
Lineage: Eukaryota; Viridiplantae; Streptophyta; Magnoliopsida; Gentianales; Rubiaceae
Source: the annotation of a GenBank genome assembly